AUUUUCCAAAUUCCCCUAAAUUCCCGAUCCGUCUCCGACGCCUCCGUCACCCACCUGCCACCCACUAGUCACCCACCCACGGCCACGAUGCAGUCCACAAAAACUCGCCGCAAAGUCGCUCCGGCGGUCGUCGAGAACGGCGACUCCGGCGACAAACUCGACCACCUCCUCCUCUCCUCCGCCGUCGCGAACGGUGAGGACUUAGGCCCCUUCAUCCGCAAGGCCUUCGCCUCCGGCAAGCCCGAGACCCUCCUCCACAGCCUCCGCCACUUCUCCCGCUCCAAGGAGUCCGAAAUCGAAGAGGUCUGCAAGGCUCACUACCAGGACUUCAUCCUCGCCGUCGACGAUCUCCGAUCUCUCCUCUCCGACGUCGAUUCCCUCAAAUCCUCCCUCUCCGACUCCAACUCCAAGCUCCAGUCCGUCGGAGUUCCUCUCCUGUCGUCUCUCGACUCCUUCGUCGAAGCGCGAAAUAUCUCGCGGAAUGUAAACCUAGCUCUCGAAUCAGUCGGGACCUGCGUUCGGCUUAUGGAGCUUUGCUCCAGAUCAAAUUACCAUCUGGAGAACAACAAUUUCUAUAUGGCGCUCAAGUGCGUGGACUCGGUGGAAUCGGAGUUCCUGAACAAGACGCCGUCGUCGACGCUGAAGAGGACGCUGGAGAAGAAGAUCCCGGAGAUUCGAUCGCACAUCGAGAGGAAGGUGAGCAAGGAGUUCGGCGAUUGGCUGGUGGAGAUCCGCGUGGUGAGUCGGAAUUUAGGUCAAUUGGCGAUCGGUCAAGCCUCCUCGGCGAGGCAGCGAGAGGAGGAUCUGAGGAUCAAGCAGAGGCAGGCUGAGGAGCAGAGCCGCCUCAGCCUGAGAGACUGCGUUUAUGCCUUGGAGGAAGAGGACGACGAUGGACUGAGUGGUGGAGGAGUUGGAAACGAUGGUAAUGGUGGAAGUGGAAUACUAGGGUUCGAUUUGACUCCUUUGUACAGGGCGUAUCAUAUACACCAGACUUUGGGGCUUGAAGACCGGUUCAAGAAGUAUUAUUUCGAGAAUCGGAAGCUUCAAUUGACUUCGGACUUUCAGGUAUCUUCUAUGACUCCGUUUCUCGAAUCGCAUCAAACUUUCUUUGCGCAAAUCGCUGGUUUUUUCAUUGUUGAAGAUCGUGUUUUGAGGACCGGUGGUGGUUUGAUAUCGAAAAUGGAGGUUGAGAAUUUGUGGGAAACCGCUGUUAGCAAAAUGUGUUCUGUUUUGGAGGAUCAGUUUUCUAGAAUGCAGACUGCGAAUCACUUGUUAUUGAUUAAGGAUUAUGUGAGUUUAUUAGGAGUAACUUUGCGUAGGUAUGGGUACCCAGUGGACGCCUUGCUUGAUGUUUUGAGCAAGCAUAGGGACAAGUACCACGAGUUGUUGUUGUCCGAUUGUCGUAAACAGAUUGCGGAAGCGCUUGCCGCCGAUAAGUUUGAGCAGAUGUUGAUGAAGAAGGAGUACGAGUAUUCGAUGAAUGUUCUUUCGUUUCAAAUACAAACAUCGGACAUAGUACCUGCUUUCCCUUAUGUUGCAUCAUUUUCUUCGACAGUGCCUGAUUGUUGCCGCAUUGUGCGGUCCUUUAUCGAGGAUUCUGUGAGUUUUAUGUCCUAUGGCGGGCAGCUGGAUUUCUAUGAUGUUGUGAAGAAGUAUUUGGAUCGGCUGUUGGGUGAGGUCUUGGAUGGGGCUUUGUUGAAACUUAUCAAUUCGUCUGUUCAUGGGGUUUCCCAAGCAAUGCAGGUUGCGGCGAAUAUGGCAGUCUUGGAGCGUGCUUGUGAUUUUUUCUUCCGCCAUGCUGCACAACUUUCUGGGAUUCCUUUAAGAAUGGCAGAGAGGGGUAGGAGGCAGUUCCCACUGAGCAAAGCUCGUGAUGCAGCAGAAGAUAUGCUCUCUGGGUUGCUUAAAACAAAGGCUGAUGGGUUCAUGACUUUGAUUGAAAGCGUAAACUGGAUGGCUGAUGAUCCUCCACAGAGUGGAAACGAAUAUGUGAACGAGGUGAUAAUCUAUUUGGAAACCUUGGUCUCCACUGCCCAGCAGAUUUUGCCGGUUCAAGUUCUUAAAAGAGUUCUAAAAGAUGUUCUUUCUCACAUAUCAGAGAUGAUUGUUGGAGCCUUACUUGGGGAUUCAGUUAAGAGAUUCAAUGUUAAUGCAAUCAUUGGAGUUGAUGUGGAUAUUCGGUUGUUGGAAUCUUUUGCUGAUAAUCAAGGAUCCUUGUUUACUGAUGAGGAUGCAAAUCAGUUAAAAACGGCACUUUCGCAGGCCAGGCAGUUGAUUAAUUUGCUACUGAGCAAUCAUCCAGAGAAUUUUCUAAAUCCUGUAAUCAGGGAAAGAAGUUACAAUGCUCUAGACUACAGGAAAGUGGUUACAAUUUCUGAGAAGUUGAAGGAUCCUUCAGAUCGGCUUUUUGGAACAUUCGGAAGCCGAGCAGCUAGGCAAAACCCUAAAAAGAAAUCACUAGAUGUGUUGAUAAAAAGACUCAAGGACGUGAGCUGAUUUGUUUAGCAAGUUUAUGUACAAUCCUUGUUUCCCUACAACUGUGAUUGAGAUUAUUUCAUAGCAGUUUAUUGCUAACUUUUUCCAACGCCAAAUUGUUGUUUUCCGCGAGUAUCAUGGAUCAUGGCAAAUUUGUUUAAGCACAGUGCACCAGAACUGGCGAGAACUCUUCCGCCCCUCUGAAAGUGACAUGCUCAUCUUCAUGCAUGCUUUAUGAUGCAUGUUUGGGUCACUUUGGCUCACGCUCAGGUUCGACAUUAACUGUGUGGUUGUUAGACAAGGUCUUAAAGUAGGCGGAAAUAUAUGAAAAUUUCGCUCUAAUAAUCAUUAGUUGUGUAUGACUGUGU
Molecule: messenger RNA, 2843 nt
Organism: Morus notabilis
Lineage: Eukaryota; Viridiplantae; Streptophyta; Magnoliopsida; Rosales; Moraceae
Product: exocyst complex component SEC15B
Exons: 2
Coding region: 88-2496 (802 amino acids)
Biological process (GO): intracellular protein transport; Golgi to plasma membrane transport; exocytosis
Cellular component (GO): exocyst; membrane
Source: RefSeq, a predicted model, not a curated record